GACGUGGAGAGCAAUCAGGCUGCAGAAACAGAGUCUGAGCUGAGCUCAGUCCACACUUUACGGAGGGCUGUCAGCACUGGACGAGUUUGAAGACGCGCCGUUAUUCAUCUGAACCAUCCGGGAAUAAAAGAGGAAACCCCGGGGAGCAGCACGGAGCAGACCGGGGGCACAUGGAAACGCUAUGCAGCUUGAAAUACGGCGGCGGACUUUAUCAUAGUUUCACUCGAGAAGAGGCGAAGUGAGCUGCGAGACAAACAUGCUCACCCCGAUGCUGACCUCCCUGCUGCCUCUUCUCCUCCUCUGUCGGAUUUCUUUCUGCCAAUAUUCAAGCGACCAGUGCAGCUGGAAGGGCAGCGGUCUGACUCAUGAAGGCCACGCCAGGGACGUGGAGCAGGUGUACUUGCGUUGCUCCCAAGGCUCUCUGGAGUGGCUCUAUCCCACGGGGGCCAUCAUUGUCAACCUCCGACCCAACACGGUCUCCCCCGCCGCAGCCCGCCUCUCUGUCUGCAUCAAGCCCUCCGCGGACUCCAGCGGCACCAACGUCUACCUGGACCGUAAUGGCAAGUUGCGGUUACUGCUGCGUGAACAGGACCAAGCUCAGGGCAAGGUGCAGUGCUUCGGUAUCCGGGAGGGGGCGCUCUUCAUCGAGGCCGUCCCACACAUGGACAUCAGCCGCCGGAUCACAGUGUUCCAGUACGAGCUGGUCAGCGACAGGCUGGGAGCAGAGGCACACUCACUGGGUGCACCCUGUCAACCCUGCAGCGACACUGAGAUGCUUCUAGCAGUCUGCACCAGCGACUUUGUGGCACGGGGCAGCAUUAAGAAGGUGGAGCAGGAGGAGGAGCACUCGUCUGUCACUGUGGAGAUCAGCCGCCUCUACAGACAGAAGACCCAGGUCUUUGUAUCUGGGGGUGUGAGGGUACGCCGCUGGACUGGCCACAUCAAGAUGCCCCCUCAGUGUGGGGUGAGGUCUGGUGAGGGUGAGUUCCUCUUCACGGGGACAGUGAGGUUUGGGGAAGCCUGGAUGGGAUGCGCCCCACGCUACAAAGACUUCCUGCGGUUGUAUCAUGAGGCACAGCAGCAGGGGACCAACCCCUGUCACGUGGACACUGCCUGAGCGUGUUACCUGCCCAUGCUUGGACGUAGGAAAAGUCCUCACUGGGUGGGGAGAGCUGAACCAAGUGUUCAUGCUAGAGAAAGAGACUGACAGACUGGCCCAGUGGCAGAGCCUCUCUCCUUUCCCGCUGUCUCGUGACUCUUUGGAGACAAAGAAUGGAGCUCCUGAAUGUUGCCAAGCAGCAUGCUGGAUGGACUCUGUACUCAAAGUUGAGCGUGAUGCAUCGUGGAAUGUGUUCUGACUGCCUUUCUCGCAGACGAGGAACUCCCAGGUUUUAAAUGUAGCAAACCCCAUUUGGUUUUUUUUAUGUGUAUAAAAUGUGAAUGAACAUUGUAUAUUUGGAAGCUCUGCGUGCUUUGUAAAAAGCUUGAUGUACAGUUCUGAAGUUAUUUCUUAUGACAGAAAUGUAAAAAGUGAAAGCCUCUUUAUUUUUAUUUUGUUUAAAAAAUUAUUUGCAAUUUAAUGCCUGAAAUCAUGUUGUGUUUUUUUUUUCAGGCUGUUCAAUUGUGUAAAAAAACAAAACAAAAAAAAAACAACCAAAAAAAGCGGAAUAUGUUUUUUUGCCCUUGAGAAUAAAAGCUUUUAUUCCCUGGAA
This is a messenger RNA of Siniperca chuatsi (mandarin fish), 1712 nucleotides long. RefSeq names its product meteorin like, glial cell differentiation regulator a (gene metrnla). The coding region runs from base 257 to 1117 and encodes 286 amino acids. The record is from RefSeq and is a predicted model, not a curated record. Gene Ontology annotation, molecular function: hormone activity. Gene Ontology annotation, biological process: positive regulation of brown fat cell differentiation; energy homeostasis. NCBI's taxonomy places the organism in Eukaryota, Metazoa, Chordata, Actinopteri, Centrarchiformes, Sinipercidae. The transcript has 4 exons.